GAGACAAAGAGGAGUCAGGAUUAGACAUAAAGACAGAAAUUAAUUUGGUCGUGUUUUCAGAUUGGAGAUGAAGUUUCUCCUCAGAGCUCUCAGUGCUCUGCUCUGUUGCUCGUUGUCCUGCCCUCAGACUCUGGAUCCUGCUGGGAAAAACGUCUGCCGGAAUAUGAGGGAUCCCUCUACACUGAUGUGUUGCCCCGGAUGGCGUCAAGAGGGAAAAGACUGCACAAUACCUGUAUGUGAGGGUGAGCAGGCAUGUUUGAAGGGUGAGAUCUGUCUAUAUCCUGGAUUGUGUCGCUGUCCAGCUGGCUAUUAUGGUGCUGAGUGCAAAACCCACUGCCCUCCUAAGUUCUGGGCUCCAGACUGUCGUCAGGUGUGUAAGUGCUAUCCCAACGGGCGUUGUCAUCCGGUCACUGGCAACUGCAUCUGCAACCCAGGCCACUGGGGUCCGCUGUGCCAGCACACCUGUAGAUGCUCCCUCCACGGCCGCUGCCACCCAAUCCACGGAAACUGCACCUGCGACAUCAGCUGGUGGGGUUCAGCCUGUGCCAAGCAGUGCCAGUGUGACAUCGGAGGGUCCGUAGGCCCCAGCUGUGACCAGCUGACAGGCCGGUGUCAGUGCCACAAGGGACACUGGGGGGCGAAGUGUUUGCACAUGUGCCACUGUAACCAGUCACCGUGUAAUCAACGCAAUGGUGUGUGUGACUGCAAGGCUGGGUGGUGGGGAACCAGCUGUGACCAGAAUUGUAAAUGUGACCUCAAACACAGUAUCUGUGACCUAAUGACUGGGAAGUGUCUGUGCCACCCAGGGUACCAGGGUGUCUCAUGUAACAAGCCCUGUGAAGCGGGGAAGUAUGACACUGAAUGUAAAAGGAGCUGUGGUCACUGUAAAGGCAACCAGCUUUGCUCUCCUACUGAUGGUGCGUGUGCUGCCUGUGAUCCCGGCUGGAAUGGUACACAAUGCGACCACCCCUGCCCGUCUGGUUUUUAUGGUGAUGGCUGCAAGGACAGGUGUCCACGAUGCAGGAAUAAUGAUUCCUGUGACCCAGAAACUGGGAAGUGUCAGAGGUGUGAUCCUGGAUGGACUGGACUCAGGUGUGAGGAGCUCUGCCCUGCCGGGAGAUUUGGAGACGCCUGCCGCUUCCCGUGUAGUCCUUGUUUUCAUGGUAACUGCCAUCACGUGACAGGAAGAUGUGUUUGUGAGCCAGGGUUUCAGGGGGAGAGCUGUAACAGCAGCUGCCCUGCCCUGCGGUUUGGCCUCAACUGUUCUUCUGUCUGCGACUGUGGUGAGGGGGUCGCCUGCGACUCUGUCACUGGAGCCUGUCCUAACACUGGCAGAGGUGCUUUGCUUGCAGGUGUACUGGUUCCUUUGUUCCUGUUGCUUCUUGCUGUACUGUGCUGCUGUCUGUGUUGUGGAGGACGCCGGGCUGAUGAUAGAGACAAAGACAGAGCAAUUGUUGCUGAUGGUGGGUUUUUGGUUCGAAUGAAGUAUCACGUUUACAGCGUUCUGGCAAAUAUUGGUGCUGCCCUGCCAUGUAUCUCUGACUGGUCCUCUGGCCUGCCUCGUGUCACCGUAUCUCACCAUGACCCCGAGCUGACCUUCAACCACAGCUUCAUUGAGCCUCCUUCCUCUGGCUGGGUGACUGAGGGGUCGUCCUUCGACAGUGAUGAGGAGGAGGGAGAAGCUCUUUACUGUGUCCCACCAAUGGAAGACAUCCCGGCUGUGGCGGGUGGGGAGUUCCAGGAGAUGAGCUCGAAAUGUAACAUGUUCUUGGACCCAUCGGGCUUCAGUAGUGAGGACAUUUCUUCACCCUUCAACAUCCCUCGCACCUCCAGCAUUGCCAAAGCCAAGCGGCCAUCGGUCUCAUUUGCAGAAGGUACCCGCUUCAGCCCUAAAGAGAGGCGUGGCUCUGGUCAAGACCCUGGCGCUCUUCCACGCAGCAAAUCCAAGUCAUCCUGGGGAGUUUUGAUGCUGUCGGCCCUCCAAAGUCAGGGAAGCGCAGCUGAAACUGGAGAGGAGGACGGACCCGAGGGUGAGGAGGAGAAAGAUGGAGUGGAUGUAACCAACAGUCAGGAGUUAAGCUGUGAGGUAGCGGACCAGGAAGUAGAUAAAACUCCAUCAAGGGCCACCCUGCAGGUUCCUGGGGCAUCAGGACGAAGACGGACUAUGUCUAACACAGCUGCUCAUAAGGGGACAUCGUCUGCCACAGAUGCUCAAGCAGGGAGCUCUCAUAAGGUCACCACAGUGUACGUGACAGUGGGUAAGGCGGGCAGGCCCAUAACGAAGACAGAGCCGAGCUCUGAGGGCCCUGUUCAGGCCAUGCUGCGAAGACUCGGCAGCCUUCAGAGACAAAAAGAGCAGGAGUCUGCCAGGCCUAAGCCGAAGGGAGGUGAAGCUAUUACCAAACCGCCCAGGAGGAAGCUGGGAGCUCGAGCAGCUGUUUGGGAACAGGGAGGACUGUCUGCAGGGGAGGCUGGAGUUUGUAAGCCUAUCAGGAGGAAGCACUCCUCCCACAACUCCUCUAAUGCUUCUGGGCCGAAUGACACUCCAGUAACAGAGAGCGGCACUCCAAAACGGCCACUGUCAUCCAUUUUAAAGAGCGUGCCUGAAGUGGCGUCAGCUGACUCAGGGUGUAAUCUGAGGGCUGAAGGAGACACAAUGCAGAGCUCUGACCCACACGAAGAACAAACUGAGAGUGCCUAUCGGACUGUGGGACCAGUGGGAGAUGGCGCAAGUCUCAUUGAAAUCAUUGCCAACGAAGGAGCCAUGGUCAUUGUGACUGAUGAACCCUGCUACGAAAAUGUUCAGAUCAAACACUCGUGACCUCUGAGAAACUGUGUCUGUGUCAUCAGAUCUGAUCCAAAAACAACUGCAUGUUUGUUGUUCUGCAGUUAUAUGUUAACUAACGGGAAAGCUUCCCCAAUAAAUGCAAGUUAAUUUGUGUAACUGCAGCUCUUAACGACUAAAAUUGCAGACAAAUUUUGAUUUUAAAAAGAGCAACCUUAAAUUAAAUUUCAAACAUAGAUGCAACAAGAAAACGGGGUGAUUUCUAACAAGAACACCACACGGUCUGUUGUCACUUUGGUGUUGUUCCUACAUCAUAAUCUGUUUUCCCAGGACCCAGAACUGACCAAUCACACUUUUGUGAAUUUUUUGUAACUUAAGAAAAAAAUGAUGCACAUGGAAAAGGUUUGCCUUCGGGACUUUUCAGUACAUGCUGAACAUAUUUUCCUUAAACUUAUAAUCAAGUAUGUUUGUUUUUUGGCUAAAGCUAGACAAACUGCAACUGAAAACUGAAAAUGUUCUUUAAAUAAUUAGAUCAACCUAGUCUAAAAUAAAGUUGUGUACUUUCACAUUCACACAGGACACAAAUCCCAGUCUCAUGGGUGAAAGUCCUGUGUUUGAGCCUUUCAUGAGGCACAUCCUUGUAGGAGCAACAUCAGCUUGGGAAUAUCAGAUACAUCUAAGAAGACCACUGGUUGCUUGUGUGUGUGUGUGUGUUUUUCUUUUACUUAAGUAAAUAUAUAUAAAGUACUCUAAUAUCUGCCACCUAACUGUUGCCUCACAGCUUGAAGAUCCUGGGUUUAAAUCCACCAGUUUGUUUGAGCCUUUCUGUGUGGAGCUUGCAUAUUCCCCCUGUGCUUGCACGGGUUUAUCUUUGGCACUCUGACUUCCUUGCGCAGUCCAAAAAUGCAUGUUAGGUUAAUUAGCGACUCUAAAUCAGAAGGUGUGAAUGUGAGUUGGAAUGGUUCUCAGAGGACAAUAAGUGUGAUGAGCAUUUUUAUUGAUUU
Molecule: messenger RNA, 3789 nt
Organism: Archocentrus centrarchus (flier cichlid)
Lineage: Eukaryota; Metazoa; Chordata; Actinopteri; Cichliformes; Cichlidae
Gene: scarf1
Product: scavenger receptor class F, member 1
Exons: 11
Coding region: 68-2821 (917 amino acids)
Biological process (GO): dendrite development; neuron remodeling; heterophilic cell-cell adhesion
Cellular component (GO): membrane
Molecular function (GO): low-density lipoprotein particle binding; scavenger receptor activity
Source: RefSeq, a predicted model, not a curated record